AUGAGCAAUCCAAAUCCGACGUGUAGUUUUGAUGCUAGCAGGUUAGAAACAAGCGCCGUCAAAUGUGUUGUAAGUCCAACACCGUUCAACUGUAUUGUGAAGCCAUUAGUAACGGCAGGAACUGAUCCUUGUUUUCAACAACACAUGAUGACGCAAGAACUAAAUGAUCCUUAUUUUCAACAUAUGCCUAAAACUAGUGCUGCUGAAGCUACAAUCUAUGCAGCCAGAAUGGGAGGACAGCAUCACGAAAUGAUGGCAGGCACGCCACUUUUGACUAGAAUUGACUGGUCACGGUGGAAAAUCGCCAUAAAGGAAACCCCCAACUUUAAAAACGUCGAAAAGGAUUGA
Acanthoscelides obtectus is the source of this 348-nucleotide messenger RNA. Lineage: Eukaryota; Metazoa; Arthropoda; Insecta; Coleoptera; Chrysomelidae. The record is from the annotation of a GenBank genome assembly.